GGAAGCUAAGCAACCCCAGGCUGGCCUUAAAGAGUCCAAAAAGCACUUAGGAAAAAGGUGCCCACCCAAAGAAGGAACAACCCAGCCUCCUUGGGAUGCCAUCCCCGCCUCUCUUGGCACCGAUGGAGAGGCAUGCCAGCCUUUAAAAAGCGACCAUGGGAGGGAAGCAGCAGCUGGCAGACUCUUCCUCCUGGCUGCUCCAAGGAUGCCCAGCUAGCUCCCUUGGCACCACCUUGGCACCCCUUUAAACUCCGACAGCCAUGCCUGGGUUUCAUCAUAGACGUCGGAUAGCGAUGCCAAGGCAGUGGGUACUGGCAUUGUUUUUCCCUUUCUCCCUCCUCUUCCUUCCUGGGCUGCUGGCACAGCCUUGCCCAGCGGUGUGCCAACCCUCCCGGUGCCCUCCACAAUCGUCCCAAGCCUGCCAAGCCCUCGGGGGGCACCUGAGGCCGGACAGGUGUGGCUGUUGCUGGGAAUGUACCCAGGGAGAGGGGCAGCCUUGUGGCCCUGGAGGGCUCUGUGGCCCUGGGCUCUUCUGCCAAAAGGUCAAUGGCAGGGGCAGGGGCAUUUGCACCUGUGCCCACUCCCAGAUGCCAGUCUGCGGGAACGACAGGAAGACCUACCGCAGCCUGUGCCACCUGCGGGCAGAGAACCAGGCACUGAGGCGCCGACAGGACCAGCUGCCCAUCAUCCCUGUCCAGAAGGGACCCUGCGGAGAGAAAGAUGUCCUGGACCCUAAGAGCCUGAGGUACAGGUUCAAUUUCAUCGCCGACGUGGUGGAGAAGAUUGCUCCUGCCGUUGUGCAUUUGGAACUGUUCCGCAGAGUUCCUUACACAAACAAAGAAAUCCUGGUCUCCAGCGGUUCGGGUUUCAUUGUGUCUGAAGACGGCCUGAUUAUCACCAAUGCCCACGUUCUCACCAACAAGCAGAGGAUCAAAGUGGAACUUAAGAGUGGCCACCAGUUUGAUGCCAAAGUCAAAGAGGUCGACCACAAACUGGACAUUGCCCUGAUCAAAAUAGACACCGAUAUGAAACUGCCGGUGCUCCUUUUGGGCAGGUCCUCUGAUCUUCGUCCGGGGGAGUUUGUGGUGGCCCUGGGGAGUCCUUUCUCCUUGCAGAACACAGUGACCACAGGAAUUGUGAGCAGCACACAGAGGGACGGCAAGGAGCUGGGGCUGAAGGACUCCGACAUGGAGUACAUCCAGACCGAUGCCAUUAUCAAUUAUGGAAAUUCUGGCGGGCCCUUGGUAAACUUGGAUGGAGAAGUCAUUGGGAUGAACACUCUGAAAGUUACAGCCGGCAUCUCCUUCGCCAUUCCUUCAGAUCGAAUCCGUCAGUUCCUGGAAGAUUCACACAACCGUCAGGAGAAAGGGAAGAGCAAAACCAAGAAGAAGUAUCUAGGACUCCGAAUGCUCCCUCUUAGUUUCAAUCUUAUCCGUGAGUUGAGGCGAAGGGACCGGAAUUUCCCAGACCUGAUCCCUGGGGUUGGCGUCUACGUCUAUGAGGUGAUUCCAGGAACGGCCGCUGAAAGUGCUGGCUUGGAAGACGGUGAUGUCAUUAUAGCAAUCAAUGGGAAAACGGUCACUUCAACUCGCGAUGUCACGGAAGGUGUACAGAACAACGACACCCUUGCCAUUGUGGUGCGGCGAGGAAAUGAAGACCUCAUCCUGACAGUCACACCGGACGAAAUUGAUUAAAA
Molecule: messenger RNA, 1696 nt
Organism: Sceloporus undulatus (fence lizard)
Lineage: Eukaryota; Metazoa; Chordata; Lepidosauria; Squamata; Phrynosomatidae
Gene: HTRA4
Product: HtrA serine peptidase 4
Exons: 9
Coding region: 261-1694 (477 amino acids)
Biological process (GO): proteolysis; positive regulation of apoptotic process; programmed cell death
Cellular component (GO): extracellular region
Molecular function (GO): serine-type endopeptidase activity; protein binding
Source: RefSeq, a predicted model, not a curated record